Molecule: messenger RNA, 719 nt
Organism: Phytophthora infestans T30-4
Lineage: Eukaryota; Oomycota; Peronosporomycetes; Peronosporales; Peronosporaceae
Product: iron sulfur cluster assembly protein 1, mitochondrial precursor
Exons: 1
Coding region: 26-502 (158 amino acids)
Biological process (GO): intracellular iron ion homeostasis; iron-sulfur cluster assembly
Cellular component (GO): cytoplasm; mitochondrial matrix
Molecular function (GO): 2 iron, 2 sulfur cluster binding; ferrous iron binding
Source: RefSeq, a predicted model, not a curated record
AUCCAACACCCCUCGAAGCAAAACUAUGAUCGCUCGUACUGCUCUUAAGCGCUCUAUGGGCGUGUUCUCCCGCCCGGCGGCUAAUGUGACCGCUCCUGCGUUCACACGGGCGCGUAUGUACCACGAUAACGUGAUUGAUCACUACGAAAACCCGCGCAACGUUGGCGCGAUGGACAAGAGCGCCAAAGAUGUCGGCACGGGUCUUGUGGGCGCCCCUGCGUGUGGCGAUGUGAUGAAGCUGCAGAUCCAAGUGGAUGAGAACGGUACGAUUGUGGACUCUAAGUUUAAGACGUUUGGCUGCGGCUCGGCGAUCGCGUCCUCGUCGGUGGCCACCGAGUGGCUCAAGGGAAAGAGCGUUGAGGAGUGUCUCCAGAUCAAGAACACAGACAUCGCGUCGCACCUGAAGUUGCCACCUGUCAAGCUGCACUGCAGCAUGUUGGCAGAGGACGCCAUCAAGGCUGCCAUCUCGGACUACAAGCGCAAGCAGAGCGCUUCCGGAUAAGAUGACACAGUAUAGCAACAGUCUUGUCGUCGCCGUGCUCCACCCAAAUGGUCGUUGAGGCUCAAGAUUUCAAGGAUGGUCAGUAGUCGGCGCUCGGUGUGGGCGUAGCUUGGCUAACACCGGAGAAGGCAGGUCAAAGAAAAGCAGACAGUAUUGAAGGAGAGCGAAGAAGCUGUGAAAUAAUCAGUUGCUAAUUUAUUGAUCUACACUUCAUGUA